AUGACUGCCAGCUAUAAACGUGAUGAAGAUGCUGUUAAUGAGAAGGCUGACAAUGUCUUCUCUUACGCCAUCGGCUUGGGGGCCCUCACUGCCCUGGGCAGCUACAAUCGCUUCAACAACAACUGCUACAAGGACGCCAUCAUACUCGCCCUCAUCAACAGCGGGACCAGCUUCUUUGCAGGCUUCGUGGUGUUCUCCAUCCUGGGUUUCAUGGCCACAGAACAGGGCGUGCACAUCUCCAAGGUAGCAGAAUCAGGGCCUGGCCUGGUUUUCAUUGCCUAUCCACGGGCCGUCACGCUGAUGCCCGUGGCCCCGCUCUGGGCAGCCCUGUUUUUCUUUAUGCUGUUGCUGCUUGGUCUCGACAGCCAGUUUGUAGGUGUCGAAGGCUUCAUCACCGGCCUGUUGGACCUCCUCCCGGCCUCCUACUACUUCCGGUUCCAAAGGGAGAUCUCCGUGGCCCUCUGCUGCACCCUCUGCUUUGUCAUCGACCUCUCCAUGGUGACCCAUGGCGGGAUGUAUGUCUUCCAGCUAUUUGACUACUACUCGGCCAGCGGCACCACGCUGCUCUGGCAGGCCUUCUGGGAGUGUGUGGUGGUCGCCUGGGUGUACGGAGCUGAUCGCUUCAUGGACGACGUGGCCUGCAUGAUCGGGUACCGACCUUGCCCCUGGAUGAAAUGGUGCUGGUCUUUCUUCACCCCACUUGUGUGCAUGGGCAUCUUCAUCUUCAACAUGGUCUACCACGAGCCGCUGGUCUACAACAACACCUACGUGUACCCAUGGUGGGGCGAGGCCGUGGGCUGGGCCUUUGCGCUUUCCUCCAUGCUGUGUGUGCCCCUCCACCUCCUGGGCUGCCUCCUCAGGGCCAAGGGGACCGUGGCUGAGCGCUGGCAGCACCUGACGCAGCCCAUCUGGGGCCUCCACCACCUGGAAUACAGAGCUCAAGACUCGGAUGUCAGGGGCCUGACCACCCUGACCCCGGUGUCUGAGAGCAGCAAGGUGGUGGUGGUUCAGAAGUUUAGUGAGAUUAGAGAGGAGCAGAAUGAAGAACAGCUCUGCUUUGGACUGACCUGCUGGGUCAUGGCUGAGGGUGUUGACACAGCAGUGUCAGGGCAUCAUGCAGCUGUCAUCAGCCCCAUGCCACAGAUGGUACCUCAAUUAUGCAUCCCCUUCCCAGGGCGCCUGCCUCAGCCACACGAGCAGUCUACCUGCCUCUGA
Messenger RNA from Dama dama (fallow deer), 1215 nucleotides. Its product is annotated as sodium- and chloride-dependent creatine transporter 1-like. Gene Ontology annotation, cellular component: membrane. NCBI's taxonomy places the organism in Eukaryota, Metazoa, Chordata, Mammalia, Artiodactyla, Cervidae. The record is from RefSeq and is a predicted model, not a curated record. Bases 1 to 1215 code for a protein of 404 amino acids. Gene Ontology annotation, biological process: sodium ion transmembrane transport. The transcript has 4 exons.